Molecule: messenger RNA, 528 nt
Organism: Lactuca saligna
Lineage: Eukaryota; Viridiplantae; Streptophyta; Magnoliopsida; Asterales; Asteraceae
Source: the annotation of a GenBank genome assembly
AUGGAGGAUGAUACUUUGAGAUUAGGGGCUCGUUUAAUAACUUCUGGAUUUCCUAUAAGACCCAAAACCCUAAGUUCUUUCUCAGUCUCUGUAUCCCUUCCUCACUCAGCAGUCGCGGCGGCCGUUCUUUGCUCCGAGCAUCUUGAUUUUGUGAGGAUGGUGAGGGUUAGCGUGUUGAAUGACGCUCUCAAGAGCAUGUACAAUGCUGAGAAGAGGGGGAAGAGACAGGUCAUGAUCAGGCCUUCUUCAAAAGUUAUCAUCAAGUUCCUUAUGGUUAUGCAAAAGCAUGGCUAUAUCGGUGAGUUUGAGUAUGUUGAUGACCAUAGAUCAGGAAAGAUUGUGGUUGAACUCAAUGGUCGCUUGAACAAAUGUGGGGUCAUCAGUCCCCGAUUUGAUGUUGGUGUCAAAGAAAUUGAGCCAUGGACUGCUAGACUUCUUCCUUCAAGACAGUUUGGGUACAUUGUUUUGACUACAUCUGCUGGAAUUAUGGACCAUGAAGAAGCAAGGAGGAAGAAUGUUGGUGGUUAA